AUGACGCUGUGGAAUAUUUUGUGGCGCAAUUUGCGACUGUGCAUCGCACGAAUGGAUUUAGUGCUUUACUACACUUUCACUGUUUUGGAGUGCCCUAAGCUACGCGUCAAGAAGGCAACAUGGAUGCAUCUACCUUCACGAAUGACAGUCUUUGCUUUGGUUCUAUCCACCUACUUCCUCGUCACUGGAGGUAAAGCCUCGGCCAUCCUUUCCUUUGUAGGUAUCAUAUUUGACAUCAUUAACGGACCACCCAGUGUUGGUACGGAAACUGACGCUAGGGGGAAUCAAAAGCCGGUAAAUCAGUACAUAAUGGAGGGUCUUCUGUGCAGUUUCAUGUUCACAAUUGGAGCAGUUGGAUUCAUCUUGCUUGACGUGGUUAACGAAGCUAAAGUGUCCAAACUGGCUCGAACAAUCAUGCUUUCCUUGGGUCUCGCAUCUCAUACCGAUUUUAAUGCUCCGCUUACGAGAACAGUCACCGGAACAAAAGGCUCCACAUCCUCUCAAGGUCCCUUCUUACAGCCUCCUGCUCACUUGAACCCCUUCUCUGGCGCUUGA
Messenger RNA from Hydatigera taeniaeformis, 555 nucleotides. The record is from the annotation of a GenBank genome assembly. Lineage: Eukaryota; Metazoa; Platyhelminthes; Cestoda; Cyclophyllidea; Taeniidae.